AUGAAAUCUAGAAAGAAGCAGAGGAGCAAUUCUGGGAAGAAUACGAGCAGGAGGGUGGAGAUGGAAGGGACAGGUGGGAGCACACGUGGUGCAGCAGAAGCAAUUGCGGGUAAUGAGGCGACUUUCGAGGCGCCUCAAAGGAAGAAUACGAGCAGGAGGGUGGAGAUGGAAGGGACAGAUGGGAGCACACGUGGUGCAGCAGAAGCAAUUGCGGGUAAUGAGGCGACUUUCGAGGCGCCUCAAAGGAAGAAUACGAGCAGGAGGGUGGAGAUGGAAGGGACAGAUGGGAGCACACGUGGUGCAGCAGAAGCAGUGCGGAGCAGAAGCACAUUCACAACAAGCCCUCAGCCGAAGCGUCACAAAGGCGCGAGGGCGAGUGGCCUUGGUGAUGCUGCUGGCGUAGAGGCAGCAGGUUCGAUUUCACCCCGAGCCACAGCUAUUGCAGGAGGAGCAGCAGCCGGAGAAGGCACGGUAGAAUGCAGUGAGGGGGAGGGAGAGGAUAAGAGAGAGGACGUGGGAGAGGAGGAGAGGGAGGAGGGAGGAGGAACGGUGGGAGCGAAGGGGAUGGAGCGUAGCAGAGAGGAUGUGAGAGAGAAGGGAGAGGAGGGGAGAGAGUAUGGGAGAGAGGAGGGCAGAGAGGAGGGGAGAGAAGAGGGAAGCGAGGAGAGGAGAGACGAAAGGGGAGAGGAGGGGAGAGAGAAGAAUGAGGAGGAGAUAGGUCAGGAAGGUGCUGCAAUGUUAGAGGAGGGGGGUGAUAUGGGGGGACGAGAGGGAGCCGGAAGGCAUAUACAUGUGGAAGGUGGGAAAGAUGAGGAAGUUGGGAAAGAUGUGAAGAUGUGGGUGGACGGUGCAGCAAUCACAGAGGAAGGGUGUGAUAUGAGGGGGAGAGGGGUAGGAGGAAGGCGUAUGCAUAUGGAAGGUGGGAAUGGUGAGGAAGGUGGAAAAGAUGAAGAAAAUGGGAAAGAUAGGAUAGAUGUGUGUGUGAGAGGGGGCGGUGGUGUGUACAUAGAAGUGCAUCAUCCACUGCCAGUGCUGGCUGUGCACGUGUGGGCGGAUAACAACCCCUCUAACGGCCCUUCCUGGGGCAGCGGGCCCUCAUCAGAGGUGCAUGCAGAUGCGCAAUUGGGUGGUGCGCUGCAGUCGGAUUCAGCAUUUGGAAGCCCGCGUGUAGAUGGAGGAAGAGGAGGAGGAGGAGGAGGAGGAGGAGGAGGAGGAGGAGGAGGAGGAGGAGGAGGAGGAGGAGGAGGAGGAGGAGGAGGAGGAGGAGGAGGAGGAGGAGAAGGAGGAGGAACGCGCAUCGCAGUGUGUUUGGGGAAGGAGGAGGAGGAGGAGGAGCGGAAGGUAGUGGUGUAUGAAGUAACGAGCACUGGGAGGAGUGGUGUAGAAGGCUGUGAUGUGGGAAGGAGUGGUUUGGCAGGGAGCGGUGUGGCAGGGAAAAGGCCACACGAAGCAGCAGGAAAUGCGGCUGGAAAUGCGGGAGGAAAUGCGGGAGGAAAUGCGGGAGGAAAUGCGGGAGGAAAUGCGGGAGGAAAUGCGGGAGGAAAUGCAGGAGGAAAUGCGGCUGGAAAUGCGGGAGGAAAUGCAGGAGGAAAUGCGGCUGGAAAUGCGGGAGGAAAUGCAGGAGGAAAUGCGGCUGGAAAUGCGGCUGGAAAUGCGGGAGGAAAUGCGGGAGGAAAUGCAGGAAGACCAGGGCUAGGAACGCUUCAAGAAGCAGCGAGACAUGGGGCUCCGUGGUUCAGGCUGGUGGGAAGCUUUGGUGUGAAAGUCGACUAUGCAGAAGCACGGACGGAGCUGUUCCCCGAGCGCCACACGAGCAAUGGCCUCUCCUGCGGUUCCUGCCUCUACUCUCGUUUCCUGCCUCUACUCUCGUUUCCUGCCUCUACUCUCUUUUCCUGCCUCUCCUGCAGUUCCUGCCUCUACUCUCGUUUCCUGCCUCUACUCUCAUUUCCUGCCUCUACUCUCGUUUCCUGCCUCUACUCUCUUUUCCUGCCUCUACUCUCGUUUUCUGCCUCUACUCUCGUUUCCUGCCUCUACUCUCUUUUCCUGCCUCUGCUCUCGUUUCCUGCCUCUACUCUCUUUUCCUGCCUCUACUCUCUUUUCCUGCCUCUACUCUCUUUUCCUGCCUCUACUCUCGUUUCCUGCCGCUACUCUCUUUUCCUGCCUCUACUCUCUUUUCCUGCCUCUACUCUCUUUUCCUGCCUCUACUCUCUUUUCCUGCCGCUACUCUCCUUUCCUGCCUCUACUCUCUUUUCCUGCCUCUACUCUCUUUUCCUGCCUCUACUCUCUUUUCCUGCCUCUACUCUCGUGUUCCCCGAGCGCCAAGCCAUGGCCUUCUCUUCCUGCGGCACCUGCCUCUAUCUCGCUAACUGCUUCACUCUCUGCCCCCUUCCUUCUUCAUGUCACCCUUUCAGGUGUUCCCCGAGCGCCAAGCCAUGGCCUUCUCGCCCUGCGGCACCUGCCUCUAUCUCGCUAACUGCUUCACUCUCUGCCCCCUUCCUUCUUCAUAUCACCCUUUCAGCCAUGGCCUUCUCGCCCUGCGGCACCUGCCUCUAUCUCGCUAACUGCUUCACUCUCUGCCCCCUUCCUUCUUCAUAUCACCCUUUCAGGUGUUCCCCGAGCGCCAAGCCAUGGCCUUCUCGCCCUGCGGCACCUGCCUCUAUCUCGCUAACUGCUUCACUCUCUGCCCCCUUCCUUCUUCAUAUCACCCUUUCAGCCAUGGCCUUCUCGCCCUGCGGCACCUGCCUCUAUCUCGCUAACUGCUUCACUCUCUGCCCCCUUCCUUCUUCAUAUCACCCUUUCAGGUGUUCCCCGAGCGCCAAGCCAUGGCCUUCUCGCCCUGCGGCACCUGCCUCUAUCUCGCUAACUGCUUCACUCUCUGCCCCCUUCCUUCUUCAUAUCACCCUUUCAGGUGUUCCCCGAGCGCCAAGCCAUGGCCUUCUCGCCCUGCGGCACCUGCCUCUGCUCUCCCUUCUCCUCCUCAGCUCAGUAACCCAGCCCUGCCCUAGACCCCCCUCCUCCCGUCCCGUCACACCACCCUCUGGCAGGUGUUCCCUGAGCGCCAAGCCAUGGCCUUCUCUCCCUGCCGGUGCUGGUAACAUGGUAACCCAGCCCUGCCCUACACCCCCCUCCUCCCGUCACAUCACUCUCCACCAGGUGUUUCCCGAGCGCCAAGCCAUGGCCUUCUCGCCCUGCGGCACCUGCCUCUACCUCGCUAAUUGCUUCACCCUCUGCCAACCCAGCGCCUCGACCGCUGCUGCCCUCCGUUCGCCCCCUUCACUCUCUACCUGCCUUCCACCGUUCCCCUCCCUCUCAAGCCUCUCACCGGCGGUUCCCAAGUGCCCACAGAUGUGGGCUGUGGUGGUGGUGAGGAGGGGGAGGAACGACGGUGGGAAGGGCGUGGAAGAUGAAACGAGUGGGGGGAAGGAGAUGGGGAGGGGUGUGGAAGGGAAGGGUAGGGAGGGAGGAGGCAUGGAGGGAGGAGGCAUGGAGGGAGGAGGCAUGGAGGGAGGAGGCACGGAGGGAGGAGGAGAGUGGGUGGUGGUGGCAGCAGGGGACGGUGGUGCUGCUUGCUGCUGGGUGAUGGACAAGUAUCGAAGGUCGCCCCUGGCCAGAUAUCACCUCCCCCCGGCGUGCUACAGGAGCCACCCCUUCCACAGACUCAUCUCCCUGGCUGCUGUGUUACCCUCACCACACACGCUGUUCUCCACACCCCACCUGUGUUCCUUGUGUUACAGGUCGCCCCUGGCCAGAUACCACCUCCCCCCGGCCUGCUACAGGAGCCACCCCUUCCACCAAGUCAUCUCCCUGGCUGCUGUGCCGCACCGGCCUGGAUGGGUUCUGGGGUGCUCCUACGGCGGUUCUGUUGCUCUUUGGUGA
Messenger RNA from Closterium sp. NIES-65, 3876 nucleotides. The record is from the annotation of a GenBank genome assembly. Lineage: Eukaryota; Viridiplantae; Streptophyta; Zygnematophyceae; Desmidiales; Closteriaceae.